This is a messenger RNA of Colletotrichum acutatum, 3534 nucleotides long. RefSeq lists its product as uncharacterized. Bases 1 to 3534 code for a protein of 1177 amino acids. NCBI's taxonomy places the organism in Eukaryota, Fungi, Ascomycota, Sordariomycetes, Glomerellales, Glomerellaceae. The record is from RefSeq and is a predicted model, not a curated record. Gene Ontology annotation, biological process: intracellular transport. The transcript has a single exon.
AUGGACCAAAGAAAUAGCACCCCGCGGCCUCGCCCGUCGCUCAAAUUCGCGAACCGGAGCUACCAAGCUUCGCCUCUGAACCCGAACAAGCGACUCGGCACCCCCAAGACUGCUCCAUCGCAGAGAAUCCUGAACCGCGACCCCAUGCCAUCCAGCAACCUCAACGCGAGCACCAUCUCCACCGCGAGCAAUCUCUUUCGCUCCUCUACUCUGAGCGCAAGCUCCAAUACUACCCCCUUCGCUCCGAGCUUGCCCGCGAGCACCGCCAAGAAGGUCUUCGCGCCCGGCGCGACUCCGGCUUCUCAAAAGGUCUAUCGAGAGAACAUCGCCCAGGCGACCCCUCGCGGCAUGGCAACCAAGUCGACCUCGGCCGAUCUCUUUCAGAUGCGCAUCCCCUCCCCGCCUCCCGAACUGUCUGGCGAAGUCCUCGCGCGAGAUAUCCCCCCUGAGCUCGAAGCCAAGGGUACGGUGUACGCCGACCAGUACCUCAGCCACCUGGUUCCGGCCGAGUACGACGACUUGCAGCGCCGUCAGCUAUUCUGCGUUCUCGAUCUUCGCCGCCUGAAAUACGCCGCCAACGAGAUCUUCACCAAGAAGGAUUGGAAGCUCAACAUUAUGAAUUUUGCAAAGGAAUUCGAAAAGAGCCGGAGCUUGAUUAUGCUCAGAUAUGGCUUGUACGAGUUUAAGAAUGUCAAGCCCUCAGAGGAGGUUUUGAAGAAGUGGAGGUCCGCACACGGGUUGCCUGAACCCGAGGAGGAAGCUGCGGAUGCCAGCCCAUCCAGGCAGACUACCCGUUCCAAGCGCAAGGCUGAAGACCAGUUGACUCCCAAGGACGCGGCCCUUUCUUCCGCUUCCCCCAAUAAGAAUAACAAGAGGCGCCUUGUAGAUAGAGAGGAAGACGAGCCGGCGACGCCGGCUACGGUCAAGAACAAGAGAAAGGUAACUGUCGAGGAUGAGUCGGAUGAGAACCAGCCCAGCAAAUUGCAGAAGUCCAUCUCAACGCCCUCAGCUACCAAGAGCAUGUUCGAAAAGAUUGCCAACAACCAAGGUCCUUCUUCGACGCCCAAGGCCGCUCCCGCCCCUGCUCCCGCCCCCAAGGCUCCGGAGACCAAGCCCAGCAGCCUCUUCGGAGCACCACCCAAGGCCACUAACAACGAUCUGUCGCGCUCCGUAUUCGAGAAGCAGCUCAAGCCUGCCCAGGCAUCCAACAUCUUCGGUUACCUGUCUGAUGCUAGUUCGGCAAAGAACAGCGGUGUGGAGGCCGACGCAGAGAGUGAGACUGAUUCCGAUGACGAGGCGGAACCCAGCGUUGCCGCUAGUGGUGGUGCCGAAACGCCGUUGGGCCAGCCGGCCUCCAACCUCUUUGGUGCUAAGAAGCCCCUUUUCUCUGCUGGCGCCGCGACUGCUCCUUCCAGCACUUCGUCCGACGCCCGGGAGACUACUCCCUCCGGAACUAAGAGUCUGUUCGACCGCGUGACUAAGGGCAACAAUGGACAGCCUCUCCGUGCGGACUCGGCUGAGCCGGCCCCGGCCCCGGAGAAGCCAGCUUUUGCCCCGGCCAAGGAGGCUACUCCGGCCCCGGUCAAUGCUACCUGGAACCCUAACUCGCCGAUCAAGUUCAAUGCCAACCCUGCGCCUAGCAAUGGACUUUUCGGUGCGUCCACAAACGGAUCGAGCUCCAUUUUCGGUGCUAAGCCUGCCGCUCCUGCAUCCAACUUGUUCGGCGCCCCGAAGCAAGAUGAGAAGCCCAAGGCCGAGAAGCGGUCUGCUCCCGAGGAGGACCAGGGCGCGGAGUCCGACAAGGAGAACGACUCGCAGCGCCCUUCCAAGUCCCCCUUUGGCGGCUUCUCCGGAUUCCAGUCGAAGCCGUUCGAGGCGCCCAAGAAGGAUGAGGCAGCUCCUAAGCCGGCCGCUGCUCCGACUUUCGCGUUCGGUGCCUCUGCUCCCAAGGCGGAAGAGCCCAAGCCUGCCGCCCCAGCUUCAAAUCUCUUUGGUUCCCAAGACAAGCCUGCGGGGUCUGUCAUGCAGUCAUCGACCCUCUUUGGCGGCAGCAAGCCUCAGGAGACUCCCGCCGCCGAACCGGCUAAGCCCCUCUUCGGCGCCGGCACAUCAAGCACUUCGACUCCUUUCCAGUCGAACCCUCUCUUCGGUGCCCAGCCACCCGCGCCGAGCACCUCCAACCUUUUCGGUGCAAAGCCCAGUGACGAGGGUUCCAAGGCUCCGCAGUUCGCUCCCGCGCCCGCUGCGGCUCCUGCCUUCAGCUUCGGCGCCAGCAAGCCUACGGAAUCCGCUGGGUCUCCCUUCGGUGGUAGUCCCAUGAAGCAGGAUGGCCCGCCGGCGAAGAGACAGUUCAACGCACCCGCUCCCUCCGCCGCGGCUGCACCAUCUGGUGGCAUGUUCAACUUUGGUGGAUCCCAGAGCGCAGCCCCAGUUAACUCCUUCGGUGGCGCUGCGCCUACGCCUCAGACAAACGGUGGCUCCAGCGGCCCUCCCAGCUUCGGCUCCGGCGGUGGUUCAUCCUUCACCUUCAGCGCCGGCGGCGGCGGCACGAGCUUCAACAACCCCUUCGCGUCUGCUAACGGCGGCGGCUCAGGCUCUGCUCCCGCGCCUUCGGCCGGCGGCAUGUUCAACUUCGGUGGUGGUGGAUCUUCCGCCCCCUCGAGCAGCUCCACGCCAUUCCAGUUUGGCGGUGGCUCGUCUGCGCCUGCACCUGCGGCGGCAAGCAGCAGCCCCUUCCAGUUUGGAGGCGGCGCUCCCACUCAGCCUGCUGCCCCUGCUGCCUCGACUCCCACCUUUACCUUCGGUGCCGCUAAUGGAUCUGCCAGUGCUCAGGCACCUGCGUCUCAGAAGCCGCUAUUCGGAGCCUCAACCCCAGCGCCUACGAGCAACCUCUUUGGCGGUGCCAAGCCUGCCCAGCCUCCCUCUGGUGGUAUGUUCGGUAACCUGAACCCCCCCGCGGGUGCCUCUACCACUGGCACCAACUCACCCUUUAACUUUGGUGGUGCCUCCAGCCUAGCUACGACUCCUGCCACUGGCACUCCCGAGCCGACUGCGGAAGCCGACAAGGCCGCUGGUGGUGAAGGCGACGAUGCUGAUGGCAUGCCUCACGAGCAGCUCAAGCUUACUGAGGGUGGCCCUGGCGAGGAAGACGAGGAAAUCCUCCACGACGUUCGAGCCAAGAUUAUGAAGUUCAUUCCGGCCGGAUCCGAAGAAGACAAGGACAGCGGCGAUGAGAAGCCCAAGAACAAGAGCCCUUGGUCAACCAAGGGUGUGGGCCCGUUCCGUAUCCUGAAGCACAAGAACACGGGCGCGGUUCGCAUGCUGCUGCGCGCGGAGCCUCGCGGGCACGUCGUGCUCAACCGCACCGUUCUGCCUGCUGAGACUUACAAGGCGGACAAGAAGUACGUCAAGCUCACGACCUCGAACGAGACGGGUAGCGGCCUCGAGACCUGGAUGGUCCAAGUCAAGACGGAGGACUUUGCCAAGGCGCUGGCAAGCGCCCUGGAGACCCACAAGUCUGCCAACGCCAAAUGA